Messenger RNA from Gasterosteus aculeatus aculeatus (three-spined stickleback), 1957 nucleotides. RefSeq names its product myelin basic protein b (gene mbpb). Lineage: Eukaryota; Metazoa; Chordata; Actinopteri; Perciformes; Gasterosteidae. Gene Ontology annotation, molecular function: structural constituent of myelin sheath. The record is from RefSeq and is a predicted model, not a curated record.
GAACAAUGGCUGCGACGCGGCGAAGCCGGCGGUGACUGACUCCACGGGCGCUGAGGGCCCCCGCCAGCCCUGGCCCGACGCCAGCACAGCUGACCCUGACGAAGCCACGCCACGCCCCCACCUGGCCCGCCUCUUCUCCCGAGAUGCCCCGGGGCGAGAGGACAACACCUUCAAAGAGCGACCCUCCGAAUCGGACGAGCUGCAGACCAUCCAGGAACACAGCGGAGCGGGUUCAGAGUGCGGCUCCGAGUCCCCCGAACAGGAUCUAGAAUAGGCUAAACCCCCCCUGCCUUUUUCUCUUUUGCCUCCUCCGUCUUUUUUCGAUCUGUCAUUUAAGAGAGGCAAGAGCCCCGCGUUCAAAUUUUGCCAAUUACGAUCGUGCCACCGACUACUACAAGCAUGGCAUCUGCAAGCAGCUCCGCACAGGCCGCCUUCGGGCUCGGCCGCAGGAAGAAGACCCCCGGCCUCCUGGAUCAGAUUGGAAACUUCUUCGGCGGGGACAAGAAGAGGAAGAGCAAGGGAUCCUUCCGAGGCGCCCUCUCUCCAGGCCCCCAGAAAGGCUCCGCGACUUCCCCGCGUAAGCGCGGGGCAGAGAACGCUGUGGUCCAUUUCUUCCGCACCAUCGUGUCCCCCGCCCCUCCCAAGUCGAGGGGCGACCAGAAGUCGCAGUCUGCUAAGGCCAAGAAGGCCAGCGCGGGCGACGGCAAAGGGUCCCUCACUAGGAUCUUCAAAAUGUGAUGAUAUCAGCAGCCGAGGCAGCAGGAGUUCCUCUCCAGCCAAACGCUGAAGUCCUUCUACGACCCCUCGCUCAAGGGCAGAUGUUCAAGAUCGCACGGAGGAAAAAGAAGAAGAAAAGGAAGAAACCCCGUCACCCCCCCCGUGAACUUACCUUCUCCUUCUCCUCUGAUAACACUCUAACUUAUGCUAAAUCCCUAUUACCCCCCCCCCCCCCCUGAACCCAUUUUGGCUGGUAGAUAGCGACACAAUCUGUUGCCUCCUCCCUUCUGCACGCGUUGUCUCUCUGCAUUCCUCAUCAUUAGCCUGAACUUUUCGCUGAAACGUAUUCGGCCCGACUGCCCCCCAGCGUCCCCCCCGGCUGUCUGUGCUCGUGCUUGAGUGUCUGUGCACGUCUAACAAAAGGAUGGCUAAACCCAAGCGCACCCGGAGCGGCGGAAGGUUCGACGCCGUCGCCCCUCGCUUGCUUGCAGGAAAAAGGCCGCCGUGUUUCUGUUUUAGAAAUGAGCUUUUUUUUGUGUCUCGUCAACACUGUCUUUGUCAUUCCCACAAACCUCUUCCUGUGAACCAUGAACCCGUUGUUGUGGGAUGGUCACAGUGUGUUUGCAUUCAAGCCCUUUGUGUCGUAGCUGUGGUUAAGUGUCCCGUCAUGAAUGUGAUGUUGUCUACGUUUGUCUUUGGGGCCUAUUUCUAACAAACAAAUGCGUUAUAACUAAGGUUUCAUUUAUUUUUGGUUGAUGAAGUAAUGGUUUUCACUAACGAUGGAUUCGAACCUCCCCGCUUUGCUUUAGUCUGGUUUCUCCUUUGUCUUUGCUGUUUCGGUCCCACAUACUGUAAAUUAACACAAUGUUCAAGGACCGUUUCCUUUCCGCCUGACUACCAAAACAAAGUGCUGUGUUGCCUUCUCACGGAUGAUUUAAAAACCACAAUUUCAAAUGAAGGUGCUCUGUAACUAACUCUGUGGAGUGUUUCUAGGGAAUGUGUGAUUUAAAUAUCUAAAAAAAGAAAACCUCUGUUGAAAACAUCCACAUGUUCCACAUGUGUUUGAAAAGCAGACAUGUGACAUCCGCAGCGUCCGUCUCUCCCACCGUUUGUGAGCUUGAUCCUUUGUGAGUGCUGUUUGAUUCUGAACGGAUCCUGUGGAUGAAUGUAAAGAUCCUCUGUUUAAUAAAAUAGGACCAGCCACUUAACUGAGAAUAAAAAAUAAAAACUGUAAAACAGA